GUUCUUGUGAAAAGUAGCAAAGUCCACAAAAGCAAUUUAGAUAAAGAUGGAAGGGAAUUAUAGAGUUUUACAUAUUUUCGUAGUGUGCGCCACGUCAAUAGUAUCUCACAGAUCGUCAACAGUGCAGAUUGAAUGCAUGUGUCGAUAAAGUAAGAUACAAAGAAGUAAGUUGACUGAUAGGCGUCAAUAAGUCAUGAAAAAUGUGUCACAUAAUACAUAAACAUGCAGUUACGCAUGUAGGCGGUAGUGUUUAGUCGACGCAUAUAUAGACUGGCGUAGUAAACGAAGGUGCCUUUGAACUUGACAGCAUUCCAUUUCACGAGAAAGCAGUCAUACGUACGGCACGGAGAAUACUGAGCUGACAAAUCGGAAUCAUGCAAGCAGUAUUUACUAAGAAUGGAUCUGAGACCCCGGAGCCCGUAAAAGCGAAAGUAUCUGGAGCAAUCCCAGACUGGUUACAGGGGACACUUGUGCGCAAUGGUCCUGGCUUGUUCAAUAUUGGGGAUACUGCUUACAAUCACUGGUUUGAUGGCAUGGCUCUCCUCCAUAAUUUCACCUUUAAAGAUGGUGAUGUGUACUACCGGAGUAAAUUCCUUCAGAGUGAGACUUUUAAAAGGAACACAGGUGCCAACAGGAUUGUUGUGUCAGAAUUUGGGACUAUGGUCUAUCCUGAUCCCUGCAAAAACAUAUUUUCAAAGGCUUUCACCUACUUCAGCAAUGCCAUCCCUGAUUUCACGGACAACAACCUUGUGAACAUAAUAAGAUAUGGCGAGGACUACUAUGCUGCAUCUGAAGUUAACUACAUUAACAAGAUUGACCCGCACACUCUGGAAACAGUGGGCCGGACAAAUUACAGGAACCACAUUGCGCUAAACUUGGCCACUGCACACCCUCACUACGAUGAAGAGGGAAACACCUACAACAUGGGCACAGCGAUCAUCGGUUUUGGCCGACCCAAGUACAUGAUAUUCAAAGUUCCAGCAGAUGCAUCAGAUGAAGACAAGAAAAAGCCAGCCAUGAGUAAAGUUGAGAAGGUGUGCUCCAUCCCCUUCCGAUCAUCCCUCUAUCCCAGCUACUUCCACAGCUUUGGCAUGACGGAGAAUUACAUCGUCUUCGUGGAGCAGGCCUUUAAGCUUGACAUCUUCAAGCUCGCCACGGCCUACUUCCGAGGGGUCAACUGGGGAAGCUGUCUCAAAUAUGACAAAGACGAUAUGACAUAUUUCAAUCUGAUCAACCGGAAGACUGGAAAGGCAGUGUCCACAAAGUUCUAUGGAGAUCCUUUUGUAGUGUUCCACCACAUAAAUGCCUUUGAGGAAGACGGCCAUGUUGUAUUUGAUCUGAUCACGUACAAAGACAGUAACCUGUACGACAUGUUCUACAUUGAAAACAUGAGACAAGACACAGAUAAGUUUGUCGAAAACAACAAAAUCUUCUCGCCGCCAGUCUGUCAGAGAUUUGUCUUGCCCAUUACUGUUGACAAGGACACUCCAGUGGGCACAAACCUUGUGACACUAAAGGACACAAGCGCCAAAGCAGUGAUAGAGAAGGAUGGCUCAGUCUUCUGUUCGCCUGACACACUCUUUGUGGGUUUAGAGUUGCCACAGAUUAAUUACAAAUUUAAUACCAAAAAGUACAGAUAUUUCUACGGUUCAAGGGUGGAGUGGUCUCCACAUCCAAAUAAGAUUGCCAAAGUGGACAUUGUCACCAGAACUCAUCAAGAGUGGAGGGACGAGGAGUGCUACCCAUCUGAGCCUGUUUUUGUGGCCUCACCCGACGCAGUGGAGGAGGAUGAUGGAGUCCUUCUGUCCUCGGUCGUGUCUCUAAAUCCAGCAAAAUCCCCCUUUAUGCUCGUCUUGAAUGCCAAGACAAUGGAGGAGAUUGCACGUGCAUCAGUGGAUGCCUCUAUUCACAUGGACCUACAUGGCUAUUUCAUUCCUCAAAAGGACAGUAAUUGAGCAGGUUUUGGUCUUGUGGUCUGAGGUCAGAGUUUAUGAAAGUGCACUAUGACUAUAAUUCACAUUAUCAGUCAAAUCUCAGCGAGACUGCCCCAGGGGGACAUGCAAGAUUGAACAAAAAAAGAUAUAACAAAUUACUUUGAAUAGAAUAUUUGUUAACAUAUAAUAAGUUAUUUAAUACAAUAAUUUGUAUUUUAACAUUAUUAACCUUCAAAGUCAGAACUGGUAGUAGCUACUUUGCUACUUCUGUAGUUAAUUUGCCCUGGCCUAUUGUAAACCAUACAAGUAAUUCAUAACGUGGAUGUAUAGCCCUUUAAUUUGUUUAUUUGUUAUCUAUUGUAUAUUUGUAUGAUAAUGAAGAAUGUGUGGAGGUCAUCUCAAAUAGAGGAAGUGAAUGCUUUUGAAUGCAGGCUGGGUUUUCAUUUUAGGUGUCAUUGGUUUUCAAAGCACAUUACAAACUGCUUUUAUGAAUCUCUGGUCUUAAUAAUCAUAGUAAAACAAGACCUCUCUGUAAAAGCUUAGAUGCCCAUGCAGUAAAUCUUAUAUAAAGCACUUAUUUAUAUUAAAUGGUCAAGAGAAAUCAUUUCAGCACCAUUUGUCUUGCACAGUCUAGUCAAAAUGGUGGAAAGUGGCCAGUAUUGUGGGAAAUAAUGUACAGUAUAUCAAUGUCUGAUAAAAAGCUGUAAGCAGUCUUGUGGUUAUUUAACCUUACUUACCCAACUAGCAUGUUAUGGGUUUGGUAUUAAAUUAUUUUAAUUAUUAAAGUGCACUAACUA
Clupea harengus (Atlantic herring) is the source of this 2731-nucleotide messenger RNA. RefSeq names its product beta-carotene oxygenase 1, like (gene bco1l). NCBI's taxonomy places the organism in Eukaryota, Metazoa, Chordata, Actinopteri, Clupeiformes, Clupeidae. Gene Ontology annotation, molecular function: beta-carotene 15,15'-dioxygenase activity; carotenoid dioxygenase activity. The record is from RefSeq and is a predicted model, not a curated record. Gene Ontology annotation, biological process: retinal metabolic process; carotene catabolic process.